AUGAAUGAACGGGAAAGAAUUUCUUCUCCACCAGAACUUAUUUCACAUUCAGCACGCAGAGUCAGCUCUCAAGUUGUGCAGAAUACUCAUGCUCCUAUUGAAAGAAUCACGAAACAAAGAUUUUCGGCAGCGAAUUCUCGGCCAAGUCCUCCUCUAUCUACGUCACAAUUGGUCUCAAAUCGCUAUAUGCCUCUUAGUAGAAUGAUUGCACAUCCUAGUGGUAUUUCGCCGUUUUACCCCGGAAAAAGGACAUCUAAUGACUAUAAUUGUGAUAUGAACAUGAUUCGGAAGUUUCCUCGUACUGCUGAUAAGUCUAAAGGCUUACGGCACUUCAGCACCAAAGUAGCGGAUGAAUUAGUGUCUGAAUAUUUUGAUUCGGCUGAUGUUCAGCCCACAGAUACGGAAAAGCAGCAGUACGAUAUGAAGAAUAUACGGCGUAGAGUGUACGAUGCAUUAAACGUUUUAAUGGCAAUGAAUAUUAUUGAAAAAGAAAGGAAAGAAAUUAGAUGGGUUGGUUUGCCUACUUCUUCAUUGCAAGAAUGUCGAAAACUUGAGGAGGAAAAAGUGAAACGUAAAGAAAGGAUACGUCAUAAAUGUGAACAACUUCAGGAACUCAUAAUACAGGCAAAUAGUUUAUUCAGUAGGAAUUAUUUUCUCAUAGUUUAUAAAACUCUGGUAGAAAAAAAUCGCGAAAUGGAGCGUGACAAUGGUCGCCCUCGCGAAGACUCGAUUCUUUAUUUGCCUUUUAUUAUUGUUAGUACAGCUAAGAAAACAUUCAUCGAUUGCGCUAUAUCUCAUGACAAGACUGAAUAUUUAUUCAAUUUUGAUCAGCCAUUCGAAAUUCACGAUGAUAUUGAAGUCCUUAAGCGACUUGGACUUGCUUAUGGUUUAGAACGAGGUGAAGUUUCUGAUGCCAAUCGCAUCAAAAUCAAAUCAUAUUUGCCUCUUUCUCUUCGCAGUUAUAUUGACCAAAUUAUUGAUGGAACAUUAAGUAAUGCGUAUGAUAAUUCACGAAAUGUUGUCCCAGCUGUUGAUACAACACACGAUAGACAUGCUGUUUAUGCCUUAGCUUCGAGUACGCGGAUGGGGCAUGCAGCAGCAAACACUCCACAUAGUUAUCAGGUACCAAAUCGUGGAACAUUAUCUUCAGUCCGAGUUACCUCUGCACCCGUACUUCCACGAACAGUUGCUGUCUCCAGUUCUCAUCAUACCGAUUCAAAUUCGAAAUAUAUUCCAAGCUCAAGUGGAUACCGUACUGUUCGCAUACCGGUACAACAAUAUAGUGUUCAACCGGGCCCCAGUAGUUCACAACAAAAAGCUUUAAAUAUGAAUAGACAGGUCGCUUAUAAUAUUCAGGACUCUGGUCGAACUCAGUUGUCCGAUGAGCAUCAGUAUGAAGAAGUCUAUGAUGAAGAGGAAAAUUUGAAUUAUCAGUAA
Messenger RNA from Thelazia callipaeda (thelaziosis nematode), 1437 nucleotides. NCBI's taxonomy places the organism in Eukaryota, Metazoa, Nematoda, Chromadorea, Rhabditida, Thelaziidae. The record is from the annotation of a GenBank genome assembly.